AUGGGUAAACUAAAGCGUAAGAUCACCGAAUUGGAUGAUUUUACCAUCGAAAGUAGCUCUAAAGAACAGCUAACAGAUGAAAAAUUACUGAAAUCCAAGCAGAAAUUUGUUGAUAACUUUAUUUACGACUUUACUGAAGAGGAAUUGGCUGCCAAACACACCCUUGAAACUAUUUUCAAAAAAUGUCAUUCCUUCGGUUACACAUACAAAUGUAUUAAAGAAGCAUUGGAUCUUGAUCCAGUUCAAAUUGGAUAUUUUGCCAAGGCAAUUGCUGUAGUUGCCGAUUUACAGCUGAUUGAGUUGAAUAAAUCGCAAAAUGUAUUUGAUACAAAUUUCCAUGAGCCAUCAGCUAACGAUGAUAAAAAAAAUAUAUUAAUCGAUUCUCCCACUGAAUAUGAAACGGAUGGUCACUCCAAUGUUGAAUUUUUUCAACAAAAAGAACAAAGUUUUUAUCAAUCCCUAGAUGCGGUAUUAUGUAAUUUGGUACAAAACACGCAUAUUCCUAUUCCUAUGGACACUGAUGGUAAAUAUAAUAUAAAUGAUGUUGAUUGGUAUGUAAAUCAGCUUGAAUGCGGGGUUUUGUCAAAAUUGCUUCCCUUUGGACAGGAAUUCUUGCAUAAUAUAAUUAAAAUUACCAAGUCAAAUAAUAUUGGUAAUUUGCUCAAGUUUAGCCAAGAGUCAAAUUUUCUAAUAUACACUUUGCAACGGGGAAAUGGAAUAAUCACACAUUGGAUAAGUAAAAUACUUAAUAAGUCGGAAACUUCAGGGACCAGCUUGUUUGACAAUAGUGAAAUAGAGUGGCAGGAGGCCAACAAUCGCAAUUGCAUAGAUGUUCUGAUCAAAUUAUUUGAUUUGGCAGCUUCCGUUCAUAAUGACAUUCAGAGUUAUGAAAUGGCCAGGGAUAAGUUGAAACGAUUGGAAAAGAUAGAAAAUGAGAGUAUAGAGCAUAAGCGCAAACUUGAGAGUGAUAGAAUUAGAAAAUUGAAUUCAAAGAGGAAUGCAGUGACUUUUAUAUUAGAAAGGAGAAGUGAAUAUGAUAAAUUGAGCGCAAACUCAAAAAUGAAACACCCAUUUUACAUACUAGGUCAAGAUGUUAGAAAGUCAAGUGUCUCAUCACUUAAAAGAUUUAGUAAGAAACUUAAAUCACUUCUACAUCCAGAUACAGAAACUGAUCCUCAGUGGAAGGAGAAGUGUGAAAAUUCCUUUAAAGAAGCUUCCUUAGCUUUGGAUCUGUGCAUGGAAUUGCUUAAAAAUCCUACUAAAUUAUCGCACUGCACCAACGGACCUAUAAUAGAUUUUUUUGACAAUGAUCUCAAGGCUGAUACUAAUGCACACACCGCCAACAUCAACCAUGUUAACAGUUAUCAUGACUUAUACUCCAAUUCAAAUCCAUUUAAUGUAACAUACAUGAUUAUUCCUGAUUUUACCGUUGAAUGUAUUGACACGAAGAUUGGCACUUUGCAAAUUACAAUUGACAUGACACUAAUUUCGCAAAAAAUAUUCACCGGUAACAUUUAUUUCAAUGUCCUGGUGCAUCGCCCAGUUCACGGUGAUGAGCCCAUAACUAUUAUUCCCAAUAUUGAUAAAUUGUCCUUCUGGAAGAAAGUUGAUAUAUUAUUUACCAACUCAAAUUUCCACACCACUACGGUGGAGGCGGUGCAGCCGAUAAACUUUGGUGGAAUGAAGAAGUAUUUUGUGGGAGUGCAAAUUGGCGGUAAAAUGGGUUCUUCGCUCAUAAAGUGGAAGAGCAUCUACGUAGAAUUGGAAAAGAAGGGUAGAAACGCCAAGCAAAUGGAGAUAUUGCUAAAUACAUUUGUGGGCGCUCCCUUUGUAUCAAAGGGCCAUAGUCAGAUGGUCAAUAGCAUUAGGGAUAAUAAGGAUAAAAUGGAAAGGUACCUAAAUGAAUGUAUUGAGGCUGCUCAGAGAUGGGCUAAUAAAAUUUAA
Babesia microti strain RI is the source of this 1944-nucleotide messenger RNA. RefSeq lists its product as hypothetical. The record is from RefSeq and is a predicted model, not a curated record. Lineage: Eukaryota; Apicomplexa; Aconoidasida; Piroplasmida; Babesiidae. The transcript has a single exon. The coding region runs from base 1 to 1944 and encodes 647 amino acids.